AAUGCACAUCUCUCUGGUUCAUUUUGAGUAAAAAUACAACAAAGACAAAAUGGAUCUACCUCACCGUCCAUCUCAAUCUCGCCGUCCACCCAACUCACCGUCGUCACAACCAAUCUUCCCCGACGAAAUCCUCACCGAAAUACUUUCACACCUCCCCGUAAAAUCUCUCAUACAAAUCAGAUCCGUUAGUAAAUUCUUCAACUCCCUCAUUUCCGAUCCCAUCUUCAUCAAAAUGCAACUUCACCGAUCUGCAGAAAACCCUCACCUCACACUCGUCUCCGGUAAAUCCGUAGCAGAAUUUCGUCUCGUAACUGUUCCAUUAACUCAGUUAGUCGAGAAUCCUCUCAUCACAUUUCCAGAUAACCCUCCUUCUUUUACUUCAUCGGUCAUGGAUCAGUGUUGGUUAGUUGGUUCUUGCAAUGGAUUACUUUGUUUUGCUCAUUAUUCUGCUCUCGAUCAUAGUUAUCGAGAUACCUGGCUCCGGGUUUAUAAUCCGGCCACAAAGAUAUUAUCUAAAAGAUUAGGCUAUUUUCAAGAUUAUUGUAAGGAUUGUCGUUAUUUCUUUUCUAGGUAUACAUUUGGUUAUGAUAAUUUAACUCGUACUUAUAAAGUGGUGGCGUUACGUUUGAUUGGUGACGGUACAACUAUUUUGAGAACCGAGGUGAAAGUUUUCAGGUUAGGUGAUAAUGUUUGGAGAUGUAUUGAAGGUUUUGAUGUUGCUCCUCUUCGGUUAACUCUUCCGAGUGAGAAUCACGGUGUUUAUUUGAAUGGUACUCUUUAUUGGUUGGCACUUCACAAUUGUUUUAAUGCUGUAAGGUUUUAUGAUAGCAGUGGAAUUACUAUUGAUCAAUUUGUGAUUAUUUCGCUUGAUUUGAGUACUGAGACACACACACAGUUGCUUCCUCCUCGGGGUUUCAAUGAAGUGCCUCACGUUGAGCCAACUAUAUGUGUUUUGUUGAAGUGUCUUUGUUUUUGUCAUGAUUUUAAGCAAACUCAUUUUGUUAUAUGGAAAAUGGAAGAACUCGGAGUUGAAGAGUCUUGGACUCAGUUGCUUAAAGUUAGUUAUCAGAAUCUUCAACCCAUAGUGUCAUGGUUGCCGUUGCACCUUUCUCAGAAUAGUAAUGCAUUGUUAUUAGCAAACAAGCAAAAUUGUCAAGCCAUUAUCUAUAAUUUGAAAGAUAAUAUAGUAGAGAGAACUACCAAUAAAGGAUGGUGGAUCUUUUGCAAGGAUUAUGUUGAAAGCUUGGUUUCAAUUUCUUGAAAAACCAUCUGGUGUUAUUGAUGGAACAUGGCAGCAUGCCAGGAACAUGGCGGAAUGCUAGGAAGAAAAAGAAUGGGGAUUGUUGGAACUAUAUGAACCUCAUGACGUCUCUUAAGGUUUCUUUUAAAACAUUUAUAGCAACUUUCUGUGAAAAUGAUAGAUAUGUAAAUGCGGGUUGAAAUCUCCAACUCUAUAUAUAUGUAAUUUAAGUACACAUUUUGAAGAACAAGAUCCAAUUCAAACAUCGUUGUAGUUUUACAAGUUCCAAUUAAUGAUACAUAAUCUAUGUUUGGAUA
Messenger RNA from Medicago truncatula (barrel medic), 1557 nucleotides. Its product is annotated as F-box/kelch-repeat protein At3g23880. The record is from RefSeq and is a predicted model, not a curated record. Gene Ontology annotation, molecular function: protein binding. NCBI's taxonomy places the organism in Eukaryota, Viridiplantae, Streptophyta, Magnoliopsida, Fabales, Fabaceae. The transcript is spliced from 2 exons. The coding region runs from base 50 to 1261 and encodes 403 amino acids.